UCUGCAGAGUAGCAGUAUUAUAUUUGGUCUGCGGACCACUCUUGUCCACUGGCCCUCAGUCCUGCUUGUCACCCCUCGUCCUGGAUUUACUUGAGUUGACAUUUUUAACGCCUCGUAUUUAUCCACUGUUGGGAUUCUUGGAGACUUGAUUGCGAGCUGGUCCAGACGUAAAGUGUGUGACAUUGCGGAGCGGCACCCAAGAUGUCAGGAUCGGUGCAAGUGUCACAGAAGGAGCAGCAGCUGCAGCAUCGCAAGGAGGAGCAUCAGAAGGAGGUUUAUCGCCAUCAUCAUCAUCAUCAUCGACAGCAGCAGCGUCAUCAGCAUGGAUAUGAAAGCAGCAGUCACUUGAGCACCAAGUCAUCCGUCGGCAAGCAGUCCUUCUCCACUUCCAAGACCACGACCCACCGCAUGAAAACCACCGCAAAGUCCGACGAGAAGGCUCUGCAGCGGGCGGUCAAGUCGUUGAGUCCGCUACCCAAGCGAGCCAAGCGCACCUACCUGGCCACCGACUUGGACAAGGAAGUCAUCGGCUAUGUGAUUCCGAUUUUCAGAGCCAACCACGAAGAGGUGCGCGGGUUGAUGGAGGCCCGCGAGGAGGACGACACCGAGGAGGGCAUCAACUACGUGGCCAUGAGGAACCUGUUUGUCCGCGAGGCCCGGGAGGCGACGGAGGUUAAGGUGGAGAAAAAGAGCAGGUUCACACGCAUCCGAGAGUCGGCCGAGCGCGUGCAACUCAAUAGGACUUUGGAUGAGUGGACGGAGUUCCGCAAGAAAAUGAACCCGGAUAGUCUCAUGCACCCCCCGGAGAUGACCACCAAGCCCCGUGGACAGACCGUUUGGGAGGGCCAGACCAUCAGGCUGCACUGCGCCGUGGCCGGGUGGCCCAGACCGAGGGUUGCCUGGUACAAAAACAACGUGCUGAUUGAUGCCAAGGCACACCCCGAGAAGUACACCGUGGAGAGCAAUUACAACAUGCACUACCUGGAGAUCAAAAACUGCGACUUCCUCGACACGGCCGCCUAUCGGGUGUCUGCGCUCAACGUAAAAGGAGAAAUGUCCUGCGUGGCCACCGUGGUCGUUAAACGCUUCCACGAUGAGGAAAGAGAUCUGACUGUGAGCCAACCUGACGGCUUCGGCUCCCACCGCGGUGUCACGUUCCAGACCACCAUCCUGGACAAAUUCAAAGUGGCGUGCGGCCACGAGGGGGAGACGCUGAGCCUGGGUUGCACCGUUAUCGUGUAUCCCGCCGUCAAGAACUACACGCCCCAAGUGGUGUGGUACAAAGACGGCGCGCCGCUGAAGGCGUCGCAAUGGGUGCACGCGCAGUGGGCCGGACAGCGCGCCACCCUUACGCUGGUCCAUCUCAACAAGGAAGACGAGGGCUUGUACACCAUGCGUGUCAUCACCCAGUCCGGCUACGACGCCCACUCCGCCUACGUCUUUGUCAGAGAUGCCGACGUGGAGGUGGAGGGGGUCCCCGUGGCCCCCCUGGAUGUGCGCUGCCACGACGUCAACAAAGACUAUGUGGUGGUGACCUGGAAGCAGCCCGCCGUGGAGGGCGGCGGCCCCAUCCUGGGCUACCACGUCGAGAGGUGCGAGGUGGGAACGCACCACUGGGCGCAGUGUAACGACACACCGGUCAAGUACGCCCGCUUCCCCGUCACGGGCCUGGUGGAGGGCCGCUCUUACGUGUUCAGGGUGACGGCCCUCAAUAAGGCGGGGGUGAGCCGCCCGUCGCGCAUCUCCGACGAGGUGGUCGCCAUGGAUCCCUUCGACAGGGCCCGCCUUCUCGGACCUUCUGCCCCUUGGACUGGCAUGAUCAAGUUCACAGAAGAGGAUCACACCGUCGGAGUGGUCCCCGGAGAACCCACCGAGGUCGUGGUUACCGAGGCCACCAAGAGCUACGUGGUGCUAGCCUGGAACCCCCCCAUCCAAAGGGGUCACGAAGGAGUCAUGUAUUACAUUGAGAAGUGCGUUUCAGGCUCCGACACGUGGCAGAGGGUGAACGCCGGCAUGCCCGUCAAGUCUCCCCGCUUUGCCCUGUUCGACCUGAGCGAAGGGAAAUCGUACAGCUUCCGCGUGCGCUGCUGCAACUCCGCCGGCGUGGGCGAGGCCUCCCAAGCCACCGGCUACAUCACCGCGGGAGACCUUCUCGAGCCGCCGUCUUCGCCGGGCACGCCCGUGGCCACCAGGAACACCGGCACCUCCGUGGUGGUCUCCUGGGCGCCCUCCGAGGAUGUCAAGAACCCGGUGGGCUACUACAUCGAAUACAGCGUGGUGGGCACCGACGUGUGGAUCCCGUGUAACAACAGGCCCGUCGAGCAGACCAGGUUCGUGUGUCAUGGCCUCACCAGUGAGACGACGUGCGUGUUCCGAGUGAAGGCGGUCAACGCCGCCGGCUACAGCUUGAGUUCCGCCGCUUCGCAGCCAGAGCUGGUGCGGGCGGCCAUUUCCGUCCCCGCGAUGCCAACCGACGUACGCCUGCUGGAGGCUCACAGGGACACCAUGGUGCUGGGCUGGAGCGAGCCCAGCGACAACGGAGGAGCCGACAUCAGAGGAUACUUUGUGGACUGCCGGACCGUGAAGGGCCGCGCGGUCGGCAAGUGGCGUGAGCUCAACCUCCGCGCCGUGACCGCCACCUCCUAUAAGGUGGAGAACCUGCGGGAGAACGCGGUUUACCAAUUCCAGGUGCGCGCCGCGAACGUGGCAGGCGUGAGCGACGGCUCGGUGCCCAGUGCUGCUUUGGAGUGCCACGAGUGGACCCUGACCGUGCCAGACGCUCCCGUCGGUCUUCACGUUCUGGAGGUGCGGGACUCCUCCAUGGUGAUCCUGUGGGAGCCGCCUUCGUUCGACGGCCGCUCUCCCGUCAACGGCUACUAUUUGGACUUCAAGAAGGCGUCGGAUGGGGAGGAAGGCUGGAUGGCCGCCCACGAGAAGGCCAACAAGUCCACGUUCAUGAAAGUGAGCGGGCUACAGGCUGCUACAUCUUACGUCUUCCGCGUGCGCGCUCAAAACCUGGCGGGUGUGGGGAAUCCUUCCGCGGUCUUGGGUCCCGUCCUGGCCCAGACACGCCCCGGUACCAAGGAGAUGUACGUGGACGUUGAUGACGACGGCGUGAUCUCCAUGGUCUACGAGUGUCCCGAAAUGAUUGAGGGCUGCCAGUUUGUUUGGGCUAAGGAUUACCAGCCCAUCACGGACCCCACCAGACUGACCAUCAUCGAAGAGAAGGGCAGGACCAGAGCCAUCUUUAACGACCCCUCCCCGGAGGAUCUGGGCAAUUUCUCCUGCGUGGUCACCAAUAUGGAGGGGGUCUCAUCCAGCUAUCAGCUCACAGAGGAAGGUCUGAUGCAUCUGCUGGACAUCAGCCACGACCACAAGUUCCCCGUUAUUCCCUUUAAGAACGAAAUGGCCAUGGACUUGCAAGAGAAGGGCCGGGUGCGCUUCUGGACUCAGGUGGAGAAUUGCAGCAAGGACUGUCAAGUAGAAUACGUUUUUAACGAUGCCAUCGUUCAGCAAGGAAAGAAAUACACCAUGAACUUUGACAAGAACACCGGCAUCAUGGAAAUGUUCAUGGACUCCCUGGAAGUAGCCGACGAGGGAACGUACACCUUCAAUUUGGUCGACGGCAAAGCAAAGGGCGCCACCAGUCUGGUGCUCAUUGGAGAAGAGUUCAAGGCGCUGCAGAAGAAGUCGCAGUUUGAGAGAGCGGAAUGGCUCAGGAAACAAGGUCCUCACUUUAUCAAGUACCUGGACUUCACCAUCACGCCGCAGUGCGACGUGCUGCUGCAGUGCACGGCGGCAAACAUGAAGGCGGACACGGAGAUCAUCUGGUACAAGGACAGCCUCUCCAUCGGCGAGCGUGACGAGGCCGCCAAGAAGCUGGAGAAGAAGGACGACGCGCUGACCUUUAAUAUCGGAAAGAUUUCCAAGAGUGACGCGGGCAUCUACGAAGUGUACCUGAGGGACGAGAGAGGCCAAGACAAGAGCAGGUUCGAUCUUACCAAUGAAGGUUACCAGGCUGUUAUGAACGAAUUAUUCAGGGUGAUUGCCAACUCCUCCUCUCAAAUCCAAGUCACCAGCACCGAACACGGCAUCAUCCUCUCCUCCGAUGUCACGUACUACCACGAGGACCAGCGCGUCAACUGGCUGCACAAGGACGCCAAGAUUGCUGCUUCAGAGCGCGUGAAGGCGGGAGUGACGGGCGAGCAGCUGUGGGUCAAGAUCAACGACCCCACCGAGAAGGACAAGGGCAAAUACACCGUUGACCUUUUCGACGGCAAGGACGGUGUCAAGCGCGUGUUUGAACUGUCUGGACAAGUGUGGGAGAGAGCAUUUGAGGAAUUCCAAAGGCUCAAGGCGGCAGCCAUCGCAGAGAAAAAUCGCGCUCGUGUCAUUGGAGGUCUGCCAGAUGUGGUUGCAAUCCAAGAGGGCAAGUCUCUUAAUCUGACCGGCAACGUGUGGGGCGACCCCACGCCCGAGGUGAGCUGGACCAAGAACGAGCGAGAGCUGGUGAGCGACGAGCGCUACCUGCUCAAGUUCGAGCACGGCAAGUACGCCAGCAUCGCCAUCACUUCCGUCACCCGAGCCGACUCCGGCAAGUACGCCUUGGUGGUGCGCAACAAGUACGGAACGGAGGCCGGCCUGUUUACGGUCAGCGUGUACAACCCGGAGGAUGACGAACACCUUCGGCAGGAGAAAAAGUAGGACUGAGGGUGCAAAGUGGAAAGCGAAUGAAUAGUUGGGUGGUUAAUGGCAUCGCAAAGGCAAGCAAAGCACUGUUUUCAUAGCAAGUCUGGAUGUGAAGUAAACUUUGAAAACGGGUUGCUUCUGUGAAGAAGGAAAAGCAAUAAAAUAACUCUGAUAUCUCCAGCCACUGUUUGUUUUCUGAAUGCGUCGUUAUUUUGAGUAACCCGUGAAAACACGUUGCUUCUGUGAAGAAAGAAAAACAAUAAAAUUCUGAUAUCUCCAA
This is a messenger RNA of Hippocampus zosterae (dwarf seahorse), 4969 nucleotides long. RefSeq names its product myomesin 1a (skelemin) (gene myom1a). Gene Ontology annotation, molecular function: protein binding. The record is from RefSeq and is a predicted model, not a curated record. The transcript has 37 exons. The coding region runs from base 202 to 4704 and encodes 1500 amino acids. NCBI's taxonomy places the organism in Eukaryota, Metazoa, Chordata, Actinopteri, Syngnathiformes, Syngnathidae.